UGUGGUCAUGACCCCAACGAAAAUGUGACGUUUCCCGUUCCGUUGAAUCGACACGCCGCAAGAAAUCGACUCCUGAAAUUCCUGCUCUGAACCCUUAGCUGAGCUAAACAGACAAACUAGAAGUGCUUUUUUGGGUAAUUCCUGACGAUUUAGGGAUGUACUGACGGACGGAGAUGAUGAAGAUAAAAGUAUAGCAAUAAGAUGUGCCUGGCCUGCCGGAGGGCAGCAACAGAAGACAGUGAAACUACAGCGGAGGGCAGCAACAGAGGACGGUGAAACUACCGUGGAGGGGAGCAACAGAAGACCUUCUCAUGGCCUGCCAGUCUGUCUCCAUCAUCAACAUGGACGAGCAGGCCCUGCUGGGGCUCAACCCUAACGCAGAUGCCUGCUAUAGGCAGAAGGCAAUGGUGUAUUUUGAGCAGUUGAAGGAGUCCCAGGAUGCCUGGGAGGUGUGUGCAGAGGCCCUGGCUAAAGGCAUUUACAGUGACGACCAUGUGAAGUUCUUCUGUUUCCAAGUCCUGGAGCACCAGAUCAAGUACAGACAUGGAGGGCUCAGUCCUGCCCAGCAACAGCUGAUCAGAGAAACCCUGAUGAAGUGGCUGCAGGGUCAGUUAAUGAACUCUCAACCAGAGAAGCCGUUCAUCCGUAACAAGGCAGCCCAGGUGUUUGCUCUGACCUUCGUGAUGGAGUACCUGACCCACUGGCCCAAGUUCUUCUUCGACCUGCUGUCUCUAGUGGGCCUGAACCCACAUGGGGUCGACGUCUACCUCAGAACACUGAUGGCUAUCGACGCUGAGGUGGUGGACAGAGACAUCCUGCACUCCCCUGAGGAGGUUCGUAGGAACACAUUAAUAAAAGAUGGUAUGAGGGAGCAGGUCAUCCCCAGCCUGGUUGAGUCCUGGUACCAGAUCCUCGGGGCCUAUCAGCAGUCUCACCCUGAGAUCACCUGUCAAUGUCUGGAGGUAGUGGGGGCAUACGUCUCCUGGAUAGACCUCAACCUCAUUGCCAACGACAGGUUUGUGAACCUGCUGCUGAGCCAGAUGUCUGUGGAGGACCUGAGAGAGGAGGCGUGUGACUGUCUGUUUGAGAUUGUCAAUAAAGGAAUGGACCCGACAGACAAGACCAAGCUGGUCGAGUCCCUCUGUCAGGUCCUGCAGUCGGCUGGCUUCUUCAACGUGGACCAGGAGGAGGAUGUGGACUUCCUGGCUAAGUUCUCCAGACUGGUGAACGGGAUGGGCCAGUCUCUGGUGCUGAGCUGGACCAAACUGGCCAAGGGGGGCGACGUGAAGGCAGCCGCCGAGGCGCUGCGUGCCCUCGAGACCAAGGUUCCUCUGCUCCUCCAGCUGCUGGUCCACGACGACGACGACAUCUCAGCCAACAUCGUCGGCUUCUGCUACGACUACCUGAACGUACUCAAACAGGGGUCCGAGUGGCAGAGUCACAUGCCUCAGGUAGGGAGAGGAGGACAGGAGGCCAUUGAAGAGUACUGGGACUCAGACAAGUUCCCGCUGCUGUCAGACCAACAGAAGACUCACGUUGAGGACAUCAUGCUGGCCGUCAUGAAGAAACUAACUUAUGAUGAAGAGUACAACUUUGACAACGAGGGGGAGGAUGAAGCGAUGUUUGUAGAGUACAGGAAACAGUUGAAGAUGCUGUUGGACCGCCUGGCUCAGGUGUCUCCUGACCUGCUCCUGGAAGCUGUAGGCAGAGUCUUCAACAACACCAUACAGCGUUGGCAGACGGCGUCCUUCAUGGAGGUGGAGGUGGCCAUCAGGCUGCUGUACAUGCUAGGAGAGGCUCUGCCUGCGUCUCACGGAGCUCACUUCUCUGGCGACACGGCCAAGACCUCCGCCCUGCAGGAUAUGAUGAGAACGCUGGUCUCCUCUGGUCUCAGUGGUUACCAACACACGUCUGUGUCGCUGGAGUUCUUCGAGACGGUGGUUCGUUACGACAAGUUCUUCCUGGUUGAACCGCAGCACAUUCCUAAUGUCCUGAUGUCCUUUCUGGACCAUCGGGGUCUGAGACACAGCAGUCCUAAGGUCCGUAGCAGAGUGGCCUACCUCUUCUCGCGGUUCGUCAAGACACUGCAUAAACACAUGAACUCCUUCAUUGAAGACAUCCUGUCCAGGAUACAGGACCUGCUGGAGCUAGCACCUCCUGAGAACGGUUUCCCUGCGCUGCUGACCAGCGAUGACCAGCUGUUUAUAUUUGAGACGGCGGGGGUGUUGAUCGUCCACGGAGAGAGUCCCGCCGAGAGGAAGCAGGCUCUGAUGAGAUCCCUGCUGACCCCGUUGACCGACGCCUUCCGUCUGCUGUUGGCCAAACUGGCCUCUGAGAGGGAGGAGGAGAGGCAGGCUGCGCUGGCCGACUGUCUGAGUCACGCUGUUGGCUUCGCUAGUCGUACCAGUAAGGCGUUCAGCAACAAACAGACAGUGAAGCAGUGUGGAUGUACUGAAGUCUACAGAGACUGUCUGCAGACCUUCCUGCCUGCACUGAGCUGUCCUGUCCAGAGGGGGUCUCUGCGUAGCGCUGUCCGCUCCUUCCUCCACCGCAUGAUCAUCUGUCUCGAAGAAGAGGUCCUGCCCUUCGUCCCUGCGGCAUCGGAACACAUGCUGAAGGACUGCGAGGCCAAGGACCUUCAGGAGUUUAUACCCCUCAUCAGUCAGAUCACCGCUAAGUUCAAGGACCAGGUGUCUCCGUUCCUGCAGCAGGUGUUCAUGCCUCUGGUCCUGGCCAUCUUUGAGGUGUUGUGUCGACCUGCUGAGGACAACGACCAGGCAGCAGCUCUGGAGAAACAAAUGUUACGUAGAAGCUACUUCACCUUCAUCCAGACGAUAACCUCCAGUGGGAUGAACGAAGUCCUGGCCAACCAGGGUGUUGAGAACGUAGAGCGGGUUCUGUUCACCAUCAUCCAGGGAGCUGUCGACUUCCCCGACCCCAUCGCCCAGAAGACCUGCUUCAUCAUCUUGUCCAAGCUGGUGGAACUCUGGGGAGGUAAAGACGGUAUGGCUGGUUUCCCAGACUUCAUCUAUAAACACAUCGUCCCAGCAUGCUUCCUGGCUCCUCUCAAACCAUCCUUUGAUCUCACAGACGCUCAGACCGUCCUGACGUUGUCAGAGUGUGCUCUGACGUUGAAAAUGAUUCAUCUCAGAAGGGGUCCGGAGUUUAUCCAGUACCUUCAACAGGAGUACCUCCCUUCUCUACAGGUGUCACCUGAAAUCACACAGGAAGUGUGUCAAGUGCUUCAGCAGCCAGAUGCCAAGGUCCUCAAAAACUACAUGAAGGCUUUCUUUCAGCGAGCCAAACUGUAAAUACGAACCGAGCUGGAAGGAUUGAGAGAGGACACUGGAAACUAAGAGAAGACUGGUAGUGAGAUAGUACCACUCACUACGGACAGCCGGACAGAGAGAGAGACGGACGGAGAGAGAUCUUAAAGACGGAGAGCUUAGCAUAGGAGCGGCCUUAGCACUUCUGAAGGUAACUGCAUAACCCCGCCCAUCCUGUCCACGCGGGAGGGAACGGAGCCAAGACACAAGGACACGAGUGGUCAAGGAGGCUUUCACUGGGGUGACCACACCCCCCUCCACUGAUCCAGGCCCAAUCAAGGACGUGCUCUCCAUCUGGGGUGGUACCCUGGUCAAGUGAAGAUGUGAUUGGUUGGAUUCUCUGCAAGACAGGAAGUAAACUAGAGUAUAGAGGAAGGCUUAUGGAACAAGGCUUCCAUAGUAGAAUACCAAGUAUCCUUGAACAGGCCUGAGGCCUCAUCUGUCUGUUGGUAAUGAUCCAACAAUGACCUGAACACAAUCUAACGAUUAGGAUUUAUUCCUUUAGAAACAGGUAUUUGUUUUCAAGAUGUCUUUCAUUGGAGUGGUUGAACGUGGAGGUUUUGUUUCUCUUUGCCCUGUGAAUGAAUUGAUGGACUAAAUAAAAGGGCUGACUUGACAUGUUUUUCUACGUUUUUCUGUUGUGGAAGAAAUGGGAUGGUUGGGGUAGGAUGUGUUUUAGUUUGACGAGACGUACAGGACAGACCUCUAGCGGUGGAUGACAGACCUCUGUAACGGUGGAUGACAGACAGGACAGACCUCUGUAACGGUGGAUGACAGACAGGACAGACCUCUAGCGGUGGAUGACAGACCUCUGUAACGGUGGAUGACAGACCUCUGUAACGGUGGAUGACAGACAGGACAGACCUCUGUAACGGUGGAUGACAGACAGGACAGACCUCUAGCGGUGGAUGACAGACAGGACAGACCUCUAGCGGUGGAUGACAGACCUCUGUAACGGUGGAUGACAGACCUCUGUAACGGUGGAUGACAGACCUCUGUAACGGUGGAUGACAGACCUCUGUAACGGUGGAUGACAGACCUCUGUAGCGGUGGAUGACAGACCUCUGUAACGGUGGAUGACAGACCUCUGUAACGGUGGAUGACAGACCUCUGUAACGGUGGAUGACAGACCUCUGUAACGGUGGAUGACAGACCUCUGGUUUAUUCUGCAUUUACUUUACCUUCUGUUCCAGUUUUAAGGUGCCCAUGUCCCUCAGAACGUUGUCAGGUACCCCCGUCCCUCAGAACGUUGUCAGGUACCCCUGUCCCUCAGAACGUUGUCAGGUGCCCCUGUCCCUCAGAACGUUGUCAGGUGCCCCUGUCCCUCAGAACGUUGUCAGGUGCCCCUGUCCCUCAGAACGUUGUCAGGUGCCCCUGUCCCUCAGAACGUUGUCAGGUACCCCUGUCCCUCAGAACGUUGUCAGGUACCCCUGUCCCUCAGAACGUUGUCAGGUGCCCCUGUCCCUCAGAACGUUGUCAGGUACCCCUGUCCCUCAGAACGUUGUCAGGUACCCCUGUCCCUCAGAACGUUGUCAGGUACCCCUGUCCCUCAGAACGUUGUCAGGUGCCCCUGUCCCUCAGAACGUUGUCAGGUGCCCCUGUCCCUCAGAACGUUGUCAGGUACCCCUGUCCCUCAGAACGUUGUCAGGUACCCCUGUCCCUCAGAACGAUGUGAGGUGCCCCUGUCCCUCAGAACGUUGUCAGGUACCCCUGUCCCUCAGAACGUUGUCUGGUACCCCUGUCCCUCAGAACGUUGUCAGGUACCCCUGUCCCUCAGAACGUUGUCAGGUACCCCUGUCCCUCAGAACGUUGUCAGGUACCCCUGUCCCUCAGAACGUUGUCAGGUUGUCCCUCAGAACAUUGUCAGGAUGUCUUGAACGUCAGGGCCUCUAUUCAUGGUGUUUCGGUAGGAGUGCUGAUGGAGGAUGUUAUGAAUAAGAAGAGGUCGGACUAGAUCAGAUAUGCAUUAUGAACUCAAGCCCUGAACAAGGUUCUCCUCUACCCUCAGUCCCCUCAGACAGAAUAGGACCUGCCCUGAACAAGGUUCUCCUCUACCCUCAGUCCCCUCAGACAGAAUAGGACCUGCCCUGAACAAGGUUCUCCUCUACCCUCAGUCCCCUCAGACAGAAUAGGACCUGCCCUGAACAAGGUUCUCUACCCUCAGUCCCCUCAGACAGAAUAGGACCUGCCCUGAACAAGGUUCUCCUCUACCCUCAGUCCCCUCAGACAGAAUAGGACCUGCCCUGAACAAGGUUCUCUACCCUCAGUCCCCUCAGACAGAAUAGGACCUGCCCUGAACAAGGUUCUCCUCUACCCUCAGUCCCCUCAGACAGAAUAGGACCCGCCCUGAACAAGGUUCUCCUCUACCCUCAGUCCCCUCAGGGUGACUGAGUGAAGUCAUCCACUCUGCCCUCAGUCCCCUCAGGGGGGGGUGUGACUGAGUGAAGUCAUCCACUCUGCCCUCAGUCCCCUCAGGGGGGGGUGUGACUGAGUGAAGUCAUCCACUCUGCCCUCAUUCCCCUCAGGGGGGUGUGUGACUGAGUGAAGUCAUCCACUCUGCCCUCAUUCCCCUCAGGGGGGUGUGUGACUGAGUGAAGUCAUCCACUCUGCCCUCAGUCCCCUCAGGGGGGGGGGGGUGACUGAGUGAAGUCAUCCACUCUGCCCUCAGUCCCCUCAGGGGGGUGUGUGACUGAGUGAAGUCAUCCACUCUGCCCUCAUUCCCCUCAGGGGGGGGGGGGGUGUGACUGAGUGAAGUCAUCCACUCUGCCCUCAGUCCCCUCAGGGGGGGGGGGGGGGUGUGUGACUGAGUGAAGUCAUCCACUCUGCCCUCAGUCCCCUCGGGGGGGGGGGGGGGGGUGACUGAGUGAAGUCAUCCACUCUGCCCUCAUUCCCCUCAGGGGGGUGUGUGACUGAGUGAAGUCAUCCACUCUGCCCUCAUUCCCCCCAGGGGGGUGUGUGACUGAGUGAAGUCAUCCACUCUGCCCUCAGUCCCCUCAGGGGGGUGUGUGUGACUGAGUGAAGUCAUCCACUCUGCCCUCAGUCCCCUCAGGGGGGGGUGUGACUGAGUGAAGUCAUCCACUCUGCCCUCAGUCCCCUCAGGGGGGGGGGGGUGACUGAGUGAAGUCAUCCACUCUGCCCUCAGUCCCCUCAGGGGGGUGUGUGACUGAGUGAAGUCAUCCACUCUGCCCUCAUUCCCCUCAGGGGGGGGGGGGGGUGUGACUGAGUGAAGUCAUCCACUCUGCCCUCAGUCCCCUCAGGGGGGGGGGGGGUGUGUGACUGAGUGAAGUCAUCCACUCUGCCCUCAGUCCCCUCGGGGGGGGGGGGGGGGUGACUGAGUGAAGUCAUCCACUCUGCCCUCAUUCCCCUCAGGGGGGUGUGUGACUGAGUGAAGUCAUCCACUCUGCCCUCAUUCCCCUCAGGGGGGUGUGUGACUGAGUGAAGUCAUCCACUCUGCCCUCAGUCCCCUCAGGGGGGUGUGUGUGACUGAGUGAAGUCAUCCACUCUGCCCUCAGUCCCCUCAGGGGGGGGUGUGACUGAGUGAAGUCAUCCACUCUGCCCUCAGUCCCCUUAGGGGGGGGUGUGACUGAGUGAAGUCAUCCACUCUGCCCUCAGUCCCCUCAGGGGGGGGUGUGACUGAGUGAAGUCAUCCACUCUGCCCUCAGUCCCCUCAGGGGGGUGUGUGACUGAGUGAAGUCAUCCACUCUGCCCUCAGUCCCCUCGGGGGGGGGGGGGGGGGGGGGGGGUGACUGAGUGAAGUCAUCCACUCUGCCCUCAACAGGAGAACUCUGGACCAGACUGACUAGCGGAGUGUUUACCCCGGUGGUCGUUACGACAACGUCACUUCCAGAAGGAAGUGGCGGAUCAAAAUGUAAAUGUUAUGUUUUAUUUUAAAGAAGGAAUAAUAUGUUGGGAUGUAAAUAAAUUAGUUUGAUGGUU
Oncorhynchus kisutch (coho salmon) is the source of this 7262-nucleotide messenger RNA. Its product is annotated as exportin-T. Gene Ontology annotation, cellular component: nuclear pore; nuclear matrix; cytoplasm. Bases 312 to 3311 code for a protein of 999 amino acids. Gene Ontology annotation, molecular function: tRNA binding; small GTPase binding. Lineage: Eukaryota; Metazoa; Chordata; Actinopteri; Salmoniformes; Salmonidae. The transcript is spliced from 26 exons. Gene Ontology annotation, biological process: tRNA re-export from nucleus. The record is from RefSeq and is a predicted model, not a curated record.